Molecule: messenger RNA, 3252 nt
Organism: Lodderomyces oxycetoniae
Lineage: Eukaryota; Fungi; Ascomycota; Pichiomycetes; Serinales; Debaryomycetaceae
Gene: SET1
Product: histone methyltransferase
Exons: 1
Coding region: 1-3252 (1083 amino acids)
Cellular component (GO): Set1C/COMPASS complex
Molecular function (GO): histone H3K4 methyltransferase activity; nucleic acid binding; protein binding
Source: RefSeq, a predicted model, not a curated record
AUGGCAUAUGGUGGUGACAACUAUAGGCAGACGGGGUAUAGAAGUGAUAGAGGUAAUGACCAAACUCGUGCGUACUACAAGAGAUCCAACCGUCAUGAACCGGGAUUUUCUCGUAGAGGUUACGACGAUGAGCAUUUUUCAGCCGCCAUUGAGCAGCAGCAGCAGCAGCGGCUGCUGCUGCUGCUGCUGCUGCUGCUAAACACCAGAUACAAUGGACAUGAGCAGAUUAGCGAAUAUGAUACUCGUCCCUAUAUCGAGCAGGGUCGACGAAAAUGGUACCCUAAAGAUUCUUCGGGUAAAAGUACACCAAUGUCGAUUUCCGGUGAGAGAGAGAGAAAUCAAAUAACAGAUAUUGUUCUGGUACCAGGAACUGAUAUGAGAACAGGUAUCAACAAGCGCGAUGCCGAUUUCGUAAAACUAGCUCAUCAUAGCGACUUUACCACCAAACUAAUAGCUAUUUCAACUACAAAGGAAACUAGCUCUAAGAAUUACAAAGUAUUAUACGAUCCCGAACUUGAUAAGACUUUAUCCAAGCAUGAGAGGAAACUUCGAUCGAAAAAAAUAAGACUUGAAGGAGAAGGUGUUUCAGAGAGUGACAACGUGGACCCUCGACUCUUGAACCUCGCACAGUAUUUACAAAAGCCAAACAAGAAAUCAGCUAAGUUUCCAUUUAAACAACUUCCACGAGCAAAAUUCACUUUUGACAAGGAUUCCUUAGGGCCAGCACCGUUAACCACUUUGGUUCUUUGGGAUCUUCCUUUAAGCAUUAAUGCAACCUAUCUAACCAAUUUCUUGAGUAGCUUUGGCUUUUCUAUAAAGGAGUUGAAAAUCAUCAACGAUCCCAAUAGUGCAGUGCCCUUGGGUGUUGCAACUUUCAAAUUCCAUGGAAGUGUUGAAAAGGCAAGUGAUUACGCCCAUAAAUUCAUAAAGAUUGUUAACUCGGAGGCAGUGGAGAUUGACGGGAAACAGUUGAAAGUUGGUCUUAAUGACAAUGAAGACGAUUUGUUAAAUCAAAAGGUAAACAUAGCGAGAGGUAAAAUAAUUAACCAGCGGCUCAAAAGAGAGCAAGAAGAAGAAAAAAGACGACUAAAACUUAUGGAAGAACAGAAGAAGCACGAGGAAAUGCUCAAGAAGGAGGAAGAGUUACGGAAUCAAUUGAAGGAACAAGAGGCUAUACGGCAAGCUGCAGCUUUGAAAUUUCAACCAAAUACCACGUUGAUGUCUAGCAGGCAUAAUAACCAAGUAAAGAGGGGCAUAUAUUUGCCCAAUGAGCUAUCCAAAUACGUCAAAAACAGACCUUACUUGUUGAUUCGUGACAAAUAUGUGCCGACAACAAAAAUUUCGUCCCAUGAUAUCAAGAGAGUGUUGAAGAAGUACGACUGGACUAGAGUUUUAUCAGACAAGAGUGGGUUUUAUAUUGUUUUCAACUCUUUGAGGGAAUGUGAAAGGUGUUUUUUGAAAGAAGAUUGUCACAAGUUUUUUGAGUACAGGUUGGUGAUGGAAUUGGCAGUUCCCGAGGGCUAUGUUGAAUCAAGCGCUGCAGAUGAACAGGGGAAUGAUGUGAUUGACGAGGCAUCAAAUAUUUUAAUCAAGGAAUUUGAAUCGUUUCUCAUCAAGGAUAUUAGAGAGAGGAUUCUUGCACCUCAUAUUUUAAAGCUUUUGGAUCAUGAAAACUAUCCGUCAAUAGUUGAAGAACUUAAACUUAAAGAAAAAGAGGCAAAGGCCAAAUCUGUGGCUGUAUCAAACGCCCAGAUUAAGUUAAAUGCCUUGUCUUAUUUGGAAAAAGAGAGACGAAUUCUCAAUCAAAGAAUACCCUACUUUAAAAAAAUAGAAGGAAGAGAUGAUGAGAGGAGACGUCGUAGAAAGGGUGCAAUUGUGCCGAUGCUGCAUGCACUCAAUCUUGACGAGGAGGAUGUUUCUGAUGACGAGGAGGAUGAAGAUGAGUCAACUAGUAGGUCCGCAACUCCCGUGGCGCAUGGUUUGAAGAGAGUUCGUAGUCUCACUGACACGACGACGGUGAGUGAAGAAAACUAUGUCGACGAACCAGAGUUGAAGAAACAAAGAUCUAAAGUGAAGAAAGGUACAAAGACUGUUUCAACAGAUAUUGAGAAGGCAAUUUUAUCUACUGAGGGAGAAGAAGAAGAAGAAGAAGAAGAAGAAGAAGAAGAAGAAGAAGAAGAAGAAGAAAGGGUAGUAGAAGCAGAAGCACCAAUAGAAGAGGAAACAGAAGCGGCCAAGGCAGCAGAGGAGAAUGGUGACGUAAAAUCGCCAGUACUUGACUCGAAAUACGAGGCUACCGAAGAUGGUCCACACACAGUUUACCCGGAACCUUUCAUACCCUUGUCUUUCCAAUUGCAUGAUCUCCAAAAGAGCCUCAUGGACACAGAGGAUAUGGAUCUUGCACUCAGUGUUUUACGCGAUGUACCUGCAACUGAGAUGAAGAAUAUUGAAUAUUGGCUGUGGAAACAAAAUUUGAACAAAGUAGCAGACCACGAGGUUAUUGAAGAAGAAUUGGAAGCCGUGGAUAAGGAGUUGCCAGCACAUCUUGAUUCCGUUUCUGGAAGUUUCAAGAGUGACGGAUACAAGAAAAUCCCCGAUGCCAGUAAGGACUUUUAUUUGCCGCAUCGCAAGAAUGCAAACAAGCCGAUCAAGACAGUUCAAUAUGAAGAGGAAGAAGACGAGAAGCCUGUUGAAACCACCAGUACCUAUCAGAGCUCUCGUGUCAAUCGAGCGAAUAACCGAAGGUUUGCUGCAGAUAUCACAGCCCAAAUUGGGUCAGAAUCGGAUGUUUUAAGUUUGAACGCGCUUACUAAACGGAAAAAACCCGUUACCUUUGCUAGAUCCUCUAUUCACAACUGGGGUCUUUAUGCAAUGGAACCGAUUGCAGCAAAAGAAAUGAUUAUUGAAUAUGUAGGGGAAAGGAUUCGACAGCAGGUUGCCGAGCAUAGGGAAAAGAGCUAUUUGCGAACAGGAAUAGGCUCUUCGUAUUUGUUCAGAAUCGACGAGAACACAGUUAUUGAUGCGACUAAGAAAGGAGGUAUUGCCAGAUUUAUCAAUCACUGCUGUAGUCCCAGCUGCACGGCAAAGAUCAUUCGAGUUGAAGGUAAGAAGAGAAUUGUCAUUUACGCCCUUCGAGAUAUAGAGGCUAACGAGGAGCUCACGUACGAUUACAAGUUUGAAAGAGAGACCAAUGACGAUGAACGUAUUAGGUGUUUGUGUGGAGCACCAGGGUGCAAGGGAUAUUUGAACUGA